AUGGUAUCGUUUCCUCGCGCUGCCAUCAGUGGCACUGCCGGAAGGCGCCAGCGCCUUACAUCCAACUUUGUCAAGCUUCAAAGUUACCCGAAGGAAGAGGUCUUCCAGUACGAUAUUGAUAUUGCACCGGCACAGGGAGAGUUCAAGAAGCUGCCGCCAGCUGACUACAUGCGCGCGGUUUUUGACAAUGCUAUGCGCACCCACCGCACAGGCAGGCUGGGCGGAACCCCCAUGGUGUACGAUGCCCGCAAAAUUGCGUUUGCACCGAAGCGUGUGUGCGCACCCACGGAGACUCUGACUCUCGAGGUUUCACAUAUCGAUGCCGGCCGGUCGGAGCAGUUUCUGGUCAGAAUCCACGAGUCGGCUGUAAUCAACAUGAGCGUCUUGACCGAGUACAUCAACAACACCGGCGCUUUGCAUAUUCAGGAUGUUCAGCCAGCUCUCAACGCCCUCGACCUGGCCUUUGGCUCGGUUGCCCAUGGCGAGAUGGUUGGCUUUGGCAGGUCAUUCUUCACCCGCACGCAGUCGAUGCAGACGCAGCGUGGCCUGGAGCUGUGGCGCGGGUUCUCACUGAGCGUGCGCCCUGGCGAGGGCAAGCUCUACCUGAACGUUAACACUGCUGUCACCGCAAUGUACAUGCCUGGCCCGCUCAUGGCCAUUAUCGCCAGGCUGCUCGGUGUGCGCAGUGAGGGGGAUCUGGACAGAAGACUCAAUGACAUGCAGGCCCGCGAAAUUGGCUCGUAUCUCCGCGGCCUGCGCCUGCUGGUCAAGCACCGUGGCAUCAAGGGCUCGCGCAAGUUUUCCUUCAAGGGCCUGACCAAGAACCCGCUGGACAAGGAGUCUUUUGACUGGGAGGACCCGCAGCGCCCUGGCAGCGUCGAGAACAUCACUAUUGCCGAAUACUACAAGCGCCGCUAUAACCUGCGCCUGAACUACCCGCACAUGCCUGGUCUGGUUGGCCGCAGGGGCGCUGUGUUCCCCAUCGAGCUGUGCGAGGUUGCCGAGAACCAGCGCUACAAGGGCAAGCUCGACGACCAGCAGACCGCCGACAUGGUUCGCUUUGCCUGCCAGCGCCCUGGCGACAACCGCAGCCGCAUUACUGAGGUCAUGGCGCAGCUCGACUUUAACAACAACCCCGUUGUUCGCGCCUUUGGUCUGACCCUGGAGAACAAGCUUGCUGAGGUUGACGCCCGCGUGCUUCCGGCGCCCACUAUCCAGUACCAUGCGUCUUCACGCGAUGCGAGAAUCACCCCCAAUGGCGGCGCGUGGAACAUGCGCGACAAGCGUGUUGCGACCGCUGGAGUGCCGCUGGACCGCUGGGCCGUGCUCGUCCUGGCCAACCAGCGCAUGGUGCCGGCUUCCAGCGUCGAGAGGUUUGUCAGCGCCCUCGUGAACACCUGCCGCAACACGGGCUACCCGAUCCGCGAAGGCCGUCCCCCAAUUCGCUACGGAAAUCCGAACGGCGACCUGAGCCGCGAGCUGAGCGCUACGUGCGAUAUGCUGAAACUGCCCAAGAACGAGUGUGCGCAGCUGGUGCUCAUCAUCCUGCCUUCGACCAACGCCUUCACCUACCAGGCGAUCAAGAACGCUGCAUAUACCACCCACGGCAUCCAGACCCAGUGCAUGCAGUCAAGGCAUGUGCAGAAGGCGAACCCGCAGUACUGCGCCAACCUGUGCCUCAAGAUCAACGCCAAGCUAGGAGGUACCAACCAGAUGCUGCCGCCGACCAGUAUGCAGGCGAUGCUGAACAAGCAACCAACGCUCUUUCUGGGCUGUGAUGUCACGCAUCCCGCGCCCGGUGAGGGCGACCGUCCGUCGAUGGCAUCGGUUGUUGGCUCGAUCGACUUCAUGGGCCUGCGCUAUGCGGCCACGCUGAUCCAGCUGCCAUCGCGCCAGGAGAUGGUGACGAAGCUUCAGGAAGCGAUCGUGCGCCACCUGAAGCUGUUCUACAAGUAUACAAAGACCAAGCCCAAGCGGAUUAUCUUCUACCGCGACGGCGUCAGCGAGACCCAGUUCGCCCAGGUGAAGGACCGCGAAAUCAUCGAGAUCAGCCGCGCUUGUGCGUCGCUUGAGCCUGGCUACCAACCUGAGGUCACCUUUUUGGCAGUUCUGAAGCGCCACAACACACGCUUCUUCCCAAUGGGCCGCGAUGGCGACCGCACCGGAAACUGCGUUCCGGGAACCGUAGUUGACUCGCAGGUGACGCUGCCGUCGAUGACCGACUUUUACCUGUUUGCCCAUGCGGCCAUUCAGGGCACGUCGCGCCCGACGCACUACUAUGUUUUGCACGAUGAUUCAAGGUUCUCCCAGGACGAGCUGCAGCAGCUGACGUACCACCUGUGCUACACCUACGCCAUCUGCACGCGCUCGGUGUCGCUUGUCCCGCCCGUGUACUAUGCCCACCGUGUCGCCGACCGUGCCCGCUGCCACUUUGCCGACAUGGGUGUUGCCUUUGAGGAGGCUACAUCGUCAUCGAGCGGCUAUUACGGCGGCGCUGGCACCAGGACCGGUGCCAGCAUGGCCCGUAAUGACCCCAGUCAGAUCACCAAGAUUGUACGCACUCACCCGCGUCUUGAUGAGUCUAUGUACUUCAUGUAA
This is a messenger RNA of Linderina pennispora, 2598 nucleotides long. Its product is annotated as Piwi-domain-containing protein. Gene Ontology annotation, molecular function: protein binding; RNA binding. The coding region runs from base 1 to 2598 and encodes 865 amino acids. NCBI's taxonomy places the organism in Eukaryota, Fungi, Kickxellomycota, Kickxellomycetes, Kickxellales, Kickxellaceae. The transcript is spliced from 2 exons. The record is from RefSeq and is a predicted model, not a curated record.